CUGUAGGACAAGUAACCGUAUGGAACGAGAAGAUGGUCACUGAAACGGUGGGUACUGUUUUUUUAUCUCCAUUUUUCUCCAGUUCAAAAGCUUCACUUUCUCAGCUGCUAUUUUUUUUUUUUGGGUUCAAACCCUCAAAUCUAUUUUCUCCAUCAAUCUGAAGUAGAAGAUGGGAACAUUGGGUAAAGCAAUCUACACCGUUGGAUUCUGGAUCAGAGAAACCGGCCAAACUCUCGAUCGCCUUGGCUGCCGCCUCCAGGGCAACUACUACUUCCAAGAACAACUGUCGAGGCAUCGGACGCUGAUGAACGUAUUCGACAAGGCUCCUGUUGUUGAUAGGGAUGCCUUCGUGGCACCUAGCGCUUCUGUCAUAGGUGAUGUUCAGGUCGGACGAGGUUCUUCUAUAUGGUAUGGAUGUGUUUUGAGAGGUGAUGUUAAUAACAUCAGCAUCGGGUCUGGAACAAAUAUCCAAGAUAACUCCCUUGUUCACGUCGCAAAAUCUAACCUGAGUGGAAAGGUUUUACCAACUAUUAUCGGAAGUAAUGUUACCGUGGGUCAUAGUGCUGUUUUACAUGGAUGUACUGUUGAGGAUGAAGCGUUCGUUGGUAUGGGGGCUACCCUAUUAGAUGGAGUUUAUGUUGAGAAGCAUGCCAUGGUUGCUGCCGGAGCUCUUGUGAGGCAGAACACUAGGAUCCCAUGUGGAGAGGUUUGGGGAGGUAACCCGGCCAAGUUCCUAAGGAAGCUAACGGAAGAAGAGAUGGCCUUCAUUUCCCAGUCAGCCUUAAAUUAUUCCAAUUUAGCUCAAGUUCAUGCUGCGGAAAAUGCAAAGAGCUUCGAUGAAAUCGAAUUUGAGAAGAUGCUGCGCAAGAAAUUUGCUCGUCGGGAUGAGGAAUAUGAUUCAAUGCUCGGUGUUGUUCGUGAGACACCUCCCGAGCUUAUCCUUCCGGAUAAUAUUCUCCCCAAUAAAGUCCCCAAAACCGCUUAGGCGUUGAUACUCAAUAAUGCCUUUCUAGGUUAAUUCUCUUGAGAUUCAAUGUUCCCGGAUAUUUUGUUAUGAUCUGCGGAUAUACAGAGAAUGGCUGCUUUUUCAGUUCCAAUAAUUUUGGGGUACGGCCUCGCUGAGAUCUUAAAA
This is a messenger RNA of Gossypium arboreum, 1132 nucleotides long. RefSeq names its product gamma carbonic anhydrase 1, mitochondrial-like. Lineage: Eukaryota; Viridiplantae; Streptophyta; Magnoliopsida; Malvales; Malvaceae. The transcript is spliced from 5 exons. The coding region runs from base 170 to 985 and encodes 271 amino acids. The record is from RefSeq and is a predicted model, not a curated record.